Molecule: messenger RNA, 1947 nt
Organism: Mesocestoides corti
Lineage: Eukaryota; Metazoa; Platyhelminthes; Cestoda; Cyclophyllidea; Mesocestoididae
Source: the annotation of a GenBank genome assembly
AUGGCUUCCAUCUUGCGUGCUGGCUUGUCUUGUUUCGCUUCUCGUUCCGCCUGUGCCCCGGUUCUUGCCGGUGGCGCACGUCAUAUUUCAACGGUAGGAAAGGAUUACACAAUUAUCGAUCACACCUACGAUGCUGUCGUUGUUGGUGCUGGCGGAGCCGGUCUUCGCGCUGCUUUCGGUUUAGCUAACGAGGGCUUUAAAACUGCCUGUGUUACCAAACUGUUCCCCACCCGUUCUCACACAGUUGCUGCCCAGGGUGGCAUUAAUGCCGCACUAGGAAAUAUGGAAAGGGACCACUGGAAGUUCCACAUGUUUGAUACGGUGAAGGGUUCCGAUUGGCUUGGUGACCAAGAUGCCAUACAUUACAUGUGCGAAGAAGCCCCCAAGGCCGUUAUCGAGCUUGAGAAUUACGGAAUGCCCUUUAGUCGUCUCGAAAAUGGCAAAAUUUAUCAGCGUGCCUUUGGCGGCCAGAGCCUUGAUUACGGCAAGGGCGGUCAAGCUCACCGGUGUUGUGCUGUUGCAGAUCGCACUGGUCACUCGCUCUUGCAUACACUUUAUGGGCGCUCCCUUCGUUAUGACACUGAUUACUUUAUUGAGUACUUCGCACUUGAUCUUCUAAUGGAAAAUGGUGUUUGUCGAGGUGUUAAUGCCAUAUGCCUUGAGGAUGGCACCAUCCAUCGCUUCCGCGCCAAAAACACGAUUUUGGCUACUGGCGGUUACGGUCGUGCUUAUUUCUCGUGCACAUCGGCACACACAUGUACCGGAGAUGGAACUGCUAUGGUAACCCGUGCUGGCCUCCCCAACGAAGACAUGGAGUUCGUACAGUUCCAUCCUACUGGUAUUUACGGCGCUGGAUGUCUUAUCACUGAGGGGUGUCGUGGCGAAGGAGGGUACCUAAUUAAUAGCGAAGGUGAAAGAUUCAUGGAACGCUAUGCUCCUAGCGCCAAGGAUCUGGCAUCCAGGGACGUCGUUUCUCGUGCUAUGACAAUUGAGAUCCGUGAAGGUCGCGGCGUUGGCCCCCGCAAAGAUCAUUGCUAUCUCAAACUUCAUCAUCUGCCUGCUGAAAUUCUAAAAUCUCGUUUGCCAGGUAUCUCUGAAACUGCCGAAAUCUUUGCAGGCGUUGAUGUGACGAAGGAACCUGUUCCCGUCCUCCCCACUGUCCACUACAACAUGGGUGGUGUACCAACUAACUACAAAGGACAGGUUAUCACAUACGAUGCUGCCACUGGAAAAGACAAGAUCGUUCCUGGUUUGUAUGCUGCUGGUGAAGUUGCUUGCGCCUCUGUGCAUGGUGCUAACCGUCUUGGCGCCAAUUCAUUGCUUGACCUCGUUGUCUUCGGUCGCGCUUGUGCUCUCGAUAUUGCAGAAAAGUGCAAACCUGGAGACGCUGGUCCUGAACUUCACAAAGAAACGGGGAUGGAAUCUGUUGCCAACAUUGAUAAGCUCCGCAACGGCAAGGGCGAGUUCCCCGUCGGCGAUGUCCGCCUGGAAAUGCAGCGUACCAUGCAAGAACAUGCCGCUGUCUUCCGCGACGGCCCCGUUUUAAAGGCUGGUGUUGGGAAAAUGCUGAAAUUGUACGCUGACAAAUAUGACAAUUUGAAGGUAUCUGAUAAGAGCCUUAUUUGGAACUCGGACCUCAUUGAAGGAAUUGAGCUACAAAACCUUCUAAUCAACGCGGUUCAGACAAUUGUGGCCGCUGAAGCCAGGAAGGAGUCUCGUGGCGCUCAUGCUCGCGAAGAUUUCCGCACGAGAGUUGAUGAAUACGACUACUCCAAGCCAAUCGAAGGCCAAACCAAAAAACCAAUGUCUGAACACUGGAGAAAACAUACUCUCUGUUACCAAAAUGUCAAAACUGGUGCUGUUAAGUUGGAGUACCGACCUGUCAUCGACAAGACUCUGGACCCAAAUGUUUGUCCGCCUGUCCCUCCAAAGAUCCGCUCUUACUGA